AGGUGGAAAAGCUCAACCAACUGAGCUAUAUCUCACUUGCCCACCCCCCACCCUUGACAAUAUUAUGGACAGUGUCUACCACUCAUCCUGACACGUGACAAGAAAGUCACUACCCGAGAUUUUCUCAGUCAAUGCUUGGUGGUGCAUAGUCCCCUCUUUUGGGAGGACCAUGCCAAAAUUGGCUAUUGCCAUACUAAUUAAUGUCACCCGACGCCCAUUUCAACAGCAGAAAUACACGCUGCGGAGAGACUCGUUCCCAGAUCCCGAGAAAAUGUCUAGCAUGCAGCAACCCCUCAAUGCAGGCCAAGCCCAAGGCCAGGGCCAGGCUAAGGCAGAAGAGUGGAUGCAAUCCACACAGGACACAGCAAAUCAAGCUAGGAACAUGACAUCUGAUGCAGCUCAAUCAGCCAAGGAGUCUGCCCAGCAUGGAAAGGACCAAAGUGCUGGAUUUAUUCAGCAGACUGGAGAGCAAGUGAUGAACAUGGCUCAUGGUGCCAUGGACAGUGUGAAGAGCACACUUGGGAUGAAUGAAAAGAAAUGAACAAACAUGCCAUCUUCCUCUUAUGAUGCGUGAAGUGGUGUUAGCAGCUACUUUGAUGGAUUUAGGGUCUUUUUAGAAUCAUUUUGCUCUUUCCUUAAUCAUUAGGGACAAGAAAAUUUGUCUGUCAGUUGUAAUAAACGCUACAGAUCUUUAAUUUGUUUUCCUUCCAAAUCACAGCUUAAUUAUGUAAUAAAACCACACCAAAUGCAAUGCAAUGCAUUGCAAACAAGUUGGUUUCUUUCACCUUUAUUAAUAUACUUUCUUUUUACUGUUA
Messenger RNA from Prunus avium (sweet cherry), 815 nucleotides. It is a transcript of the gene UNE15, whose product is annotated as Late embryogenesis abundant protein (LEA) family protein. The record is from RefSeq and is a predicted model, not a curated record. NCBI's taxonomy places the organism in Eukaryota, Viridiplantae, Streptophyta, Magnoliopsida, Rosales, Rosaceae.